CCAGUUAUGACCGAAUCUUAACGUUCCAAGUAUACACAACUCACAUUACUCACUCACUAACAAAACGGAACACACACCAAAAGUGUUUCCAAAAAAUAUUUCACACUUAUUAGGGUUUUGAAUAUUUCAUUACAAAUCCAACCAUCCAUCGCCGCCGCAUAACAACAAUGUCAGACCUCACAUCUCCUCCCUCCGACCAAUUAGCCACCGUCACAAUCGACGCCGACGAAGUUCCCAAAGCUGAAUUCUCAGACAGAGUCCCGAUCCAAUCCAUUAUCCGCCGUGAAGAUGGCGGCUCAGGUUUAGCUGGUAAGAAAGCUAGGGUUGGUGGAUGGGUGAAAACUGGAAGAAAAGCCGAUAAAAACGCUUUCGCUUUCUUGGAACUCAACGACGGAACCUGCGCCGGAAACUUGCAAGUUAUCGUUGAAGCUUCUCUUGCAGACAUUAGACAAUUGGUUCUCAGCGGAACUUGUGUUGUUGUUGAUGGCCAUCUUAGGCUUCCUCCUUCUGGUACCAAACAGAAGAUCGAACUUCGUGCUGAUAAGGUUCUUCAUGUUGGUCCUGCUGAUCCUGCUAAAUAUCCUUUGCCGAAAAUGAAACUCACUCUUGAGUUUUUGCGAGAUUACGUUCAUCUUCGUUCUCGAACCAACACGAUCUCUGCGGUUGCUAGAAUUCGGAAUGCUCUUGCAUAUGCUACACAUACGUUUUUCAACAAGCAUGGGUUUCUUUAUGUGCAUACGCCAAUUGUGACGACGAGUGAUUGUGAGGGUGCUGGUGAAAUGUUUCAAGUGACAACUUUGUUUAGUGAGGCGGAGAAGUUGGAGAAGGAUCUGAUACAGAAUCCUCCUCCAACUGAAGCUGAUGUUGAAGCUGCUAAGGUUGUUGUUCAGGAGAAAGGGGAGGUUGUUUCACAGUUGAAAGCUGCAAAAGCAGAUAAGAAGGAGAUUGGUGCUGCUGUGGUUGAACUUAACAAAGCAAAAGAGAAUCUAUCUAAACUGGAGGAAAGAUCUAAACUUCAGCCUGGUAUUCCUAAAAAAGAUGGAAAGGUGGAUUAUACUAAAGAUUUCUUUGCCCGUCAAGCGUUUCUGACUGUUUCUGGUCAGCUUCAAGUUGAGUCGUAUGCAUGUGCUCUUAGUAGUGUGUAUACAUUUGGCCCGACAUUCCGUGCAGAGAAUUCUCACACUUCCAGGCAUUUGGCUGAAUUUUGGAUGGUAGAGCCUGAAAUUGCGUUUGCAGACUUAGAGGAUGAUAUGAAGUGUGCCGAGGCGUAUGUGAAAUUUUUGUGUCAGUGGUUACUUGACAAUUGCCUUGAAGACAUGGAAUUUAUGGCUGACAAAUUUGAUAAAGGUUGCAUUGAUCGUUUGAACAUGGUUGCCUCCACCCCCUUUGUUCGACUUUCAUAUACCGAAGCUGUGGAAAUACUGGAGGAAUCUGUGAAGAAUGGUAAGAAGUUUGAGAAUGAAGUAAAAUGGGGGAUCGAUUUAGCUUCCGAGCAUGAAAGAUACCUAACAGAGGUAAAGUAUCAGAAACCUGUGAUAGUUUAUAAUUAUCCAAAAGGUAUCAAAGCAUUCUACAUGCGUCUCAAUGAUGACUCAAAGACCGUGGCUGCUAUGGAUGUUCUUGUCCCAAAGGUUGGAGAAUUAAUUGGUGGAAGCCAAAGGGAAGAGCGUUAUGAUGUAAUUCAGCAAAGACUAAAGGAGAUGGAUCUGCCUGUUGAGCCAUAUGAAUGGUAUAUUGAUCUGAGGCGGUAUGGAACAGUGAAACAUGCUGGAUUUGGUCUUGGCUUUGAAAGAAUGAUUCUUUUUGCCACUGGCCUAGAAAAUAUUAGAGAUGUGAUUCCCUUCCCACGAUAUCCUGGCAGAGCAGAUCUAUGAUAUUUCUGACCGAUUACACAAAUGGGUACUACAAUUCCUUUGCUUAAGUAGUUGAGUUGAAAACGUAGAAACCAUUUUCAUAUAGAGCAUAAAUGUCAGUCUUGUGUCAUGGGUAGACUAGCUAUUUACUUUUGAGAAAAUGUUGGGUUUUGGAUGUUAAAUCCUUUUUUAUUUAUUUCUGCUUUCGCUUUAUUUCAUUAUACAGGAUUGAAACAUGUCAGUCACACAAUUGAUUCAAUGAGUUAUAUUUGGUUUUAUGGUUGAUAAUUAUAUACAAGUCUCCUUAGAAGUU
Trifolium pratense (red clover) is the source of this 2166-nucleotide messenger RNA. RefSeq names its product asparagine--tRNA ligase, cytoplasmic 1. The record is from RefSeq and is a predicted model, not a curated record. Gene Ontology annotation, molecular function: asparagine-tRNA ligase activity; nucleic acid binding; ATP binding. Gene Ontology annotation, biological process: asparaginyl-tRNA aminoacylation. The coding region runs from base 168 to 1874 and encodes 568 amino acids. Gene Ontology annotation, cellular component: mitochondrion. Lineage: Eukaryota; Viridiplantae; Streptophyta; Magnoliopsida; Fabales; Fabaceae. The transcript is spliced from 6 exons.